GCUCGGCCAAUCAGCGGGCGGCGUGGGUUGGACCGGUGCAUUCAACCUGAAGCCAAGCGUUUGGACGCAACUUUCUGCAGUCUAUGCGACUAAAAAACGAGUAUUUCUUGCUUCCCGGAGAGAAAUCUACUCAAUCUAACUCGAUUGAACCUUGUAGAAAGCCUAGUUUGUAGAGGAAUAGAAAGUUUUUCGAGAAAGAAUUGCUGUAGCGUCGCUUGAGGUAGCCCCACCAUGUCUCACUUGAAGUUUGAGAACGAUGUGAACCAGCUCCUUCGCCUGGACUCUGCCUUCACGGACGGACCCGUGCCCCGCUGGCAGCGCAAAGCCAUGGAGUCCAGCCGCUGCAGCGGCCCCAGCAACAACACUUCGCUGAACUCCAGCUGCAGAAACAUGUCCCUGAACGUGUCGGGCUGCACGCCCAUGAAGACCUCCAAUCGCGCCUCCGCCAAGACGCCCUCGCACACGCCCGGCAAGGCCAAGACGCCCAGGAGCGGCCGCAAGUCGAAAACACCAGGCAAGUCUAAAACCCCAGGGAAUAACGCGAAGACGCCCAAAACCCCCGUGGCGGAUCGCUUCAUCCCCAACCGCUCCGCCUCCAACUUCGAGCUGGGAAACUUCAAGUGCAAUGCGGACAAGGUGCAUGUAGAUGAGGAGAUGCUGAGCCCCUCCAAGCAGCAGUACCAGGAGGCCAUGAGCGAGAACCUCAACGGGAACGUCGUCAACAGCAAAAUCCUCGCCUACAAGAACAAGGCACCGCAGGCGCCGGAAGGGUACCAGAACAACAUGCGAGUCCUGUACAGCCAGACCAAGACUCCCUCCUCCACACGGAAGGUCACCAGACACAUCCCGCAGGUCCCGGAGAGGAUCUUAGAUGCGCCCGAGAUUCUGGACGACUACUACUUGAACUUGUUAGCCUGGAGCUGUAACAACCACCUGGCCGUGGCGCUAGGCAACAGCGUUUACCUGUGGAAUGCUGGGACAGGUGAUAUCCAGCAGCUCAUGUCCAUGUCGGGGCCCGAGGACUACGUCUCAGCCGUCUCGUGGAUCGCUGAGGGAAACUUCCUCGCAAUCGGCAGCAGCAACGCUGAAGUACAGCUGUGGGACGUUGCGGCCCAGAAGAGAGUACGGAACAUGACCAGCCAGUCCUCGAGGGUCGGCUCGCUGGACUGGAACGUCUACAUCCUCAGCAGUGGUUCCCGCGCGGGAACGAUCCACCACCACGACGUGCGGAUAGCGGACCAUCACGUGGCGACGCUGGACGGGCACACGCAGGAGGUCUGCGGGCUCAAGUGGUCGCCCGACGGGCGUUACCUGGCAAGUGGAGGCAACGACAACCUCCUGAACAUCUGGGGGUACCAGUGCACCAGGGAAGGGAACGUACCGCUACACACACUAACACAACACCAGGCAGCUGUCAAGGCACUGUCGUGGUGUCCGUGGCAGGCCAGUGUGCUCGCCAGUGGAGGUGGGACGGCCGACCGCUGUAUCCGCUUCUGGAACGCCAACACGGGACACUGCCUCAACACCGUGGACACCAAGUCACAGGUGUGCUCUAUCCUGUGGUCUAAGGAGUAUAAGGAGCUGAUCUCGGGCCACGGCUUCGCCAACAACCAGCUGACCAUCUGGAAGUAUCCCACCAUGGCUAAAGUCACCGAGCUGACCGGUCACCAGGCCCGUGUGCUCCACAUGGCCAUGAGUCCGGACGGCACCACUGUUGUCUCCGCCGCAGCAGACGAGACCCUCCGACUCUGGAAGUGUUUCGCUGUCGACCCCCAGAAGAAACCGGCGCAAAAAAGUCACCCCGACAAGAAAACCAACACGCUACUGCGGCAGCAGAUCAGAUAACUACAUCCUGCUCUUCUUAAGGAUUCUUACAACAUUUCUUAGGACUAAUCUUUUUCUUACGCUUUGAAGAACUGCAAUAUGGAACGUCUGCAGACUGAGCAAGGUGGAUACAGGUGUUCAUAGGUCAUGUACAGUUCAUAGGUCAACUGCAAAGGUUCAUAGGUCAACAGCAGAGACAUAGGUCGUGGGCUUUGGCUAAUACUUUUACGACGCUUACUUACGACGUGGAGUGAAAUGUAUAUACAUGAUUGUAUAUUUCACCGAACCCGCUUAUAUGUAGUGAAGUCAUUUGAUUGACAUACUUUUGUAUACUUGUACAGUGUUGCGCAUCGUCCUUGUUGUGAAGUUGAUUUUAAAUUUUAGCACUUUGAAUGUGCAUACCGCCACCAACGGGCCACUCUGAAUUAGUGUGCUGGCCAACGUACGCUUCCAAAGGACAGGAAGUUAUAAAUAGCUACUGCAUUAUGACAUCAUGGAUCUGAAUAAAGUACCAGCAGUGAAACUAAA
This is a messenger RNA of Branchiostoma floridae (Florida lancelet), 2352 nucleotides long. RefSeq names its product cell division cycle protein 20 homolog. Gene Ontology annotation, molecular function: anaphase-promoting complex binding; protein binding; ubiquitin ligase activator activity. Bases 232 to 1845 code for a protein of 537 amino acids. Gene Ontology annotation, biological process: positive regulation of ubiquitin protein ligase activity; anaphase-promoting complex-dependent catabolic process; positive regulation of anaphase-promoting complex-dependent catabolic process. Gene Ontology annotation, cellular component: anaphase-promoting complex. Lineage: Eukaryota; Metazoa; Chordata; Leptocardii; Amphioxiformes; Branchiostomatidae. The record is from RefSeq and is a predicted model, not a curated record. The transcript is spliced from 14 exons.